This is a messenger RNA of Molossus molossus (Pallas's mastiff bat), 225 nucleotides long. It is a transcript of the gene WFDC10B, whose product is annotated as WAP four-disulfide core domain 10B. Lineage: Eukaryota; Metazoa; Chordata; Mammalia; Chiroptera; Molossidae. Gene Ontology annotation, cellular component: extracellular region. The transcript has 2 exons. Gene Ontology annotation, molecular function: peptidase inhibitor activity. Bases 1 to 225 code for a protein of 74 amino acids. The record is from RefSeq and is a predicted model, not a curated record.
AUGCCAACCCAGGCUCUGCUGCCCAUCCUGCUUCUCUGUGUCCUGCUGCUGCAGGCCCAGGGAGGGCUUUUUAAUCGGAACAAGAAGCCAAGUUUUACAGCUUGUGACAAGCAACCCAGCAUAAAUAUUUGCAUCAACCACUGCUCAUAUUUCCAAAAGUGUCCAAAAUCAGAUACUGUGUGCUGCUCAACCUUCUGUGGGAACGUUUGCAUGAGCCUCCUGUGA